AACUAUAAUAAAUUUAUUUACUUUUUUAUAGGAAAGAAAAUGGCUUCUGAAAAUUUUGCAAUGGAAAUUUUUCUCUUCUCUCAGAUUACAGUGGGCAUGAUUGGAAAUUCUUCAAUACUACUUUAUUAUAUCAUUUCAAUAUCUACUAGAAAGCUUUUAAGACCCAAAGACCAGAUUAUAGAGCACUUGGCUUUUGCCAACUGCUUGUAUAUCAUCUCAAAAGGCAUUCCACAGACACUGUCACAUUAUGGAUUUAAAGAUUUCCUGGAUGAUAUUGGAUGUAAGUUAAUCAACUAUAUUUACCGAAUAACAAGGGGACUGUCCCUGUAUGCUAUGUGCCUACUGAGUUGCUUCCAAGCAAUCACAAUCAGCCCCAGCAACUCCAGGUGGAUAAUGCUUAAUCACAGAGCCACCAAGAAUGUUGGUCCCUCCUGCUCAGUAGGCUGGCUUGUGCAACUCUUUCUAAACAUCAUGACUCCAGUAAGAUUAUCAAGCCCCAGGUACAACAAAAAUGUGACUAACUGGAAGAUUUAUGAAUACUGUUCAUGGUUUAGUUCUGGAAAUGUGGAAACUGCACUGUGUAUAGUCUUACUGUGCUUCUCAGAUGGACUGUGUCUGGGUCUCAUGGCCUGCUCAAGUGUCUCCAUGGUAAGCGUCCUCUAUAGACAUAAGAAACAAGUCAAGCAUAUCCAUAGUUCUCAGUACUUUCUAAAUGCCUCACCUGAAAACAGAGCUACCCAAUCUAUCCUCAUCCUGGUAUUCACUUUCAUCAUCUCUUACUCAUUCUCCUCCAUUACGGUCAUCUUUAUGGCAUUUUCCAAAUAUCCAGUGCUACUGCGAAUAUGUGUAAUAUUUCUUGAAUCAUGCUUUCCUAUAGUUUGCCCCUUUGUACUCAUGAGCAAUAUUAUACCUAGUUGUAGACUGAUUUUGUCCUGCUUUUGUAAAAGAUAG
This is a messenger RNA of Grammomys surdaster, 951 nucleotides long. RefSeq names its product vomeronasal type-1 receptor 4-like. Gene Ontology annotation, biological process: G protein-coupled receptor signaling pathway. The record is from RefSeq and is a predicted model, not a curated record. Gene Ontology annotation, molecular function: pheromone receptor activity. The coding region runs from base 40 to 951 and encodes 303 amino acids. NCBI's taxonomy places the organism in Eukaryota, Metazoa, Chordata, Mammalia, Rodentia, Muridae. Gene Ontology annotation, cellular component: membrane. The transcript has a single exon.